UACUAAGCUUGUAUGAGAAGUUCGGCCAUUACUUCUGCUCUGCCAAGUUCUGUUUUGAAGCUUCUGGCACUUCUCGCACUCAUAGCUGUCGUGUGAAAUUUAGAAUCGAAUUGUCGGCUGCAAUAAUGCGGUAACAACUGGAUAUUUCAAUGCCCGUAUGUGCUGGAACUCAGCGCAACCAGGACCGGCCGCUACUGCAGAAGUGCAGAAGGUCCUCGGAAGCAUCCGAAAAAGUUUCGGAGACGCCCGACACUUCGGAGCCGAAGCCGAGCCCGCGGCCGGGAGCGUACCUGACAUGAACGGGCCGCUGUAGCCGCUCCGAACGCCCCGAACACACGGCCGAAGACGUCUUCGGGCAUCUUCGGGGGUCCGUGGCGGAGCCGAAGUCAGCCGAAGCCGCCGAAGCCCGGUUGCUGCUCGCUGCACGACCCCUACAGAGUCCCGCCGUUUUUAGUGUCGCCUCUAGAGCACUGCAGAGCAGUCAGUUUGUGCGUUUCUUUGUUUUUGCGCUGCCCACCCCGAACCAGCAAUGCCUUCGCGGUGUUCCGCCCCGACGUGCGAGUCAGGGAAGGGCCACAAGACGAAAGGCAUCUCAUUCUUCUCGUUCCCGAAGGACCCCGACGUUCGGGCCAAAUGGCUGCGUCUGUGCGCCCUCACCGAGAAAGAGAUCACCCGACACCCCGUCCUCUGCUCGCUGCACUUCGGCAAGGACGACGUCGUCUCGAUGGGGGACCGAUUCAGGCUCAAGAAGACAGCCGUCCCGAAAAUCACCGAGAAAGAGAACACCUUCCUGAUUCCGGCGGACCCCCCGCCACUGCUGCCCAUCGGACUGCCCCCGGAGGUGGGCAAGGUGGCCACCGUGGCGCGGCUCGGCCCCAACCCUUUCCUGGUGUCCCCCUUGCCCUACCGCGCCAUCAAGUCUGCGUGCCCGCUCCCCCUGGCCCGGCCCCUCUCGCCGCCACCGCUGGUCCCGCUCCCGCGCCCGCCCAAGUGCGUCUUCAAGUUCCUGGGCAAGCUGUCCACCGAGCACUACCGGGAGGAGAACCACCCGCAGGGAAACCACCCGGAGGGGAACCACCCGGAAGAUAACUACCCAGAGGAUAACUACGCGGAGGAUAACUUCUCAGAAGAUAACUACCCGGAGGUAGUUCUCCGGUCGGAGUCUCCUGUUUGUCCAACGCCGCCGGAAGAGGAGAGAACAAGACUGGAGGAGAGAAUAAGACUUGAGGAGAGGACAAGACUGGAGGAGGAGAAGACAAGACUUGAGGAGAAGAUUCGCGUGUUGGAAAAGGCGCUCGAAAAGGAAAGGUACCUCGUCACCGAGGCGGCCUCCGAAGCGGCCGAAGCAGUGGAGGCGACCGAGGCGGCCGAAGCAGCCCGCCAAGAAAUGGAAGCCAGACUCCGGCGGCACAUCCUCAAACUGGAAAAGGAUAUCGAGAAAAAGGACGCGGAAGCGAAGAAGCGGGCAGCGAAAAGCGAAAAGCGGUUCAAGAAGAUGAAGGCCUUGACCCAGCAGGUGCGGAGACUUCGUGUGCGCCACGAUCGGACGUUCAUCAAGGAGACCAUCAGGGACGUCAGGGAGGACAACGACACGGACAUGGUGGCCCUCGUCAAGCAGGUGGUUGAUGAAACUUUCAGCGGUGAGGCGGACGAGGCCUGCCAGGACCCCAAGGCGCGCGCGGCACUCAUCCUGCACUUGUUCCAAACGGGAGUGCACAAGAAGCUCGUCAAGAAGUUCAGGCAGGCCCACCCACUCGAAAUGCGGCGUCCACAUUUGACAGGUGACGAAGUGGACACGCUGGACACGCCACCGUCCAAAAAAUCAAAGCCGUCUCAUCCAGUGAAAGCGGAGCUUGGACUUUCGAAUGAGGGGCGUAGCUUGCAGCCUGAACACUCGAAUGAGGGGCGUAGCUUGCAGUCUGAACGAUCGAAUGACGGGCGUAGCUUGCAGCCUGAACACUCGAAUGACGGGCGCAGCUUGCAGCCUGAACACUCGAAUGACGGGCGUAGCUUGCAGCCUGAACACUCGAAUGAGGGGCGUAGCUUGCAGUCUGAACGAUCGAAUGACGGGCGCAGCUUGCAGCCUGAACACUCGAGUGACGGGCGUAACUCGCAGCCUGAACACUCGAAUGACGGGCGCAGCUUGCAGCCUGAACACUCGAAUGACGGGCGUAGCUUGCAGCCUGAACACUCGAAUGACGGGCGUAGCUUGCAGCCUGAACGAUCGAAUGACGGGCGUAGCAUGCAACCUGAACACUCGAAUGACGGGCGUAACUCGCAGCCUGAACACUCGAAUGACGGGCGUAACUCGCAGCCUGAACACUCGAAUGACGGGCGUAACUCGCAGCCUGAACACUCGAAUGACGGGCGUAACUCGCAGCCUGAACACUCGAAUGACGGGCGUAGCAUGCAGCCUGAACACGCGAAUGACGGGCGUAGCUUGCAACCUGAACACUCGAGUGACGGGUGUAACCUAAAGUCUGACCUUUCGAAUGACGGGAGUAGCUUGCCGCCGGAAGAAGAGAUGGAAAUAGUUACGGAGGCACGGGAAGAAACAGACCCUCUGGCUGAGGUUCAGUGAUAUUUGUGAUAAGGGAGUGAAGGAGAUUUUAUUAAAAUGUUUUGAAUGAACUAUGAGGAUUUUUUAAGUUUUCUAAACGGAAAAUCUUUUUCUGUGUACUGUGUACACACCUUUUAUUAUUAAAUUUUCCAUGUUAAAACACAUUUAAAACAAGAGAAAUUGAAUAAACUUCA
Thrips palmi is the source of this 2754-nucleotide messenger RNA. RefSeq lists its product as uncharacterized. Gene Ontology annotation, molecular function: sequence-specific DNA binding. The transcript is spliced from 5 exons. The record is from RefSeq and is a predicted model, not a curated record. Bases 530 to 2581 code for a protein of 683 amino acids. NCBI's taxonomy places the organism in Eukaryota, Metazoa, Arthropoda, Insecta, Thysanoptera, Thripidae.